Molecule: messenger RNA, 943 nt
Organism: Aspergillus japonicus CBS 114.51
Lineage: Eukaryota; Fungi; Ascomycota; Eurotiomycetes; Eurotiales; Aspergillaceae
Product: 2EXR domain-containing protein
Exons: 2
Coding region: 68-943 (291 amino acids)
Source: RefSeq, a predicted model, not a curated record
AAGCACCUACCGACCAGGUAUCACAUACCCAACAACACCAUCUCUCGCCUACUAUCAAGGAAAAAGGAUGAUGACAUUCACUCCAUUCCUCCAACUCCCCCCCGAGCUCCGCCACCACAUCUGGCACCUCAGCCUCCCCGACCAAGUCCGACCAGGAGUGUUAUUCCCGUACCGCAAAGGUGAGUAUAGUGACGAAGAUUCCGGUUUCGCGCGCGCGGACCCAGUGAGCGCACCACUGCCCCAUCUGCUCGUCAACAGGGAGGCGCACGGCACGGCGCGCUCGUGGGCGCGCAAACACGGCCUCAAGGUUCACUUCCGCCCCGACAUCGGCACCGGGUCGCACGUCGUAAACCGCCACUUCGACCCGGACUAUGAUAUGCUUUACCUCCAAGGGGCGGAACUUAGAUGCUUUUACAUGGACCCGCUCGACAGACGGGCGGAGCAGCUGCCCAGGGAGAGGAUGUCCAUCCGUGACGACGGGAAGGACCACCCUCGCAUCGCCAUCUCCAGCAUGUUGUUUCAGUUGGAGCCCCGCGCGCUGGAGACGAUCUGGUGGUGCUUUUCACGGUUAGAAAGGGUGUACAUUGUUCUCAAUCCGCCGAGUCUAAAAUCUGCGGAGGAGGGAUGGGAGAUUCUGCCGCGGGGCAGGUUCCUCGCGUAUAGGCCGGAAGGCGGGGCUUUUGAGUGGAGCGAGGAGGGGGAGGGGGAAGGCGAGUGGCCUUGUGGGGAGAUCCUCUAUGGCCGGAUCGAGGAGGCGGCCAGGAAGCUGAGCGGGUCGUUAUCCGCUGCUGGCAUCCAGCGGUGGGAGAUCCGGCCUGUCUCGGUCGUCAAGCGGGGGAAGGGGUUGGCGCAGGUCGCAAGAGUAGGGUUCGGCUCGACAGCAAUUACCCAUGAUUCCCCGGAUCCUUUUCCGCCGCGGAAACUCAUGCGAUACUAUGUUUGA